GGUGCACGUUCUCUGCUGCGCGCUCCCGGCAGGCAGCACUUCGGUCCUCCACUUCGCCGUCCGUCCCGUCGAGAGAAGCCAGGCAGCCCGCAGGAUGACCAUCAACACCCUGGCUAAAGGAGGGUGGCACCGGGAGCAAAUGACAUGCUUUCAGAAGAUGGAGAAAGUGAUCGUGGCCAUGCAGGACCCUGACAUGGGCAUGAAGAUGAGAAACCAGAGGCUCCUCAUCACUGUCAUUCCACACGCCAUGACAGGUCAUGAUAUAAUUACCUGGUUGAUCCAGAAGUACAGCAUCUGUGAGGAGGAGGCUCUGCACCUUGGCGGUAUGUUGGUCAAAUAUGGAUAUAUUUACCCUCUCAAAGAACCAAGGUCCAUCGUGUUACACCCUGACGAGACGCCCUACCGCUUCCAGACUCCUUACUUUUGGACUAGUACCCGGUGGCCUGCCUCAGAGCUGGACUAUGCAAUCUAUUUGGCUAAAAAGAACAUAAGAAAACAGGGAGAACUGAUGGAAUAUGAAAAGGAGAGGUACAGUGUGUUGCACAAGAGGAUCAACCACACCUGGGACUUUGUGGUGAUGCAAGCCAGAGAGCAACUCAGAGCGUCCAAACAGAGACGGAAGGCUGACCGCAUUGUGCUAGAAUGUCAGGAGCAGGCUUACUGGCUCAUCAACAGACCCCCGCCUGGGGUGGGUAAUGUGUUGGACAUGGGUCUAGAGCGACCAAAUAACUUCAGUUUGCGAGCGACACUGAACAGUGACUACUACAAAAGAGAGAUUGAGACCUGCAGACGAGCCUUAGGAAGAAACCGUGUAAAGUCAUCCAUCUGCCUAGAAGGUUUUGUGAAAUACAGCGAGCAGUACCAGAACCACGAUCCCAUUAUGCAAGGCUGCCUUCCCAGUAACCCCUGGAUCUCUGAUGACACUGCACAUUGGACGAUGAACGCAGAAACGGUGCCCACGCCGACACGUCUCCGAGUGGAGUGCUGGAGCUUCAGCUUCAUGGAGCUUCUCAAAGAUGUCAUGGGGAAGAAAGAGUUCAUGACCUACCUGGAGAAAGAGUUCAGCGGGGAGAAUCUGUGUUUCUGGCAGGCGUGUGAGGAUAUUAGACAUGGAGAAAGCUCCAAGAUCACAGAGAAAGUGGAGGAAGUCUACAAAAAUUUCCUGGCUCCCGGCGCCGCCCGCUGGGUCAACAUUGACAGCAAGACGAUGGAUAAAACCUUGGAGGGGAUCAAACGGCCGCAUCGCUUCGUCAUGGAUGACGCACAGAUGCACAUCUACUUCCUGAUGAAGAAGGACUCUUAUCCAAGAUAUCUGAAGUCUGACCUUUACAAAAACAUGCUGGCCAAAGCUAUCGUCCCCCAGGAGACCAAGAAAAGCGUGUUUCCCUUCAUGAGACGCCAGCGGCACUCCAGCCCGUCCCCUGCUCAAGCCGCUGCCCAGGCAACGGAGGAAGAUGGGCGUGGCAAGGGGGCGGGGCCAGCAGGUACCAACUCUGAUGUCUGAUGACGCACAAAGAAAAGCCCAACGAAACCAAAAAGCAUCAGACUCUGUCAUCACCUCAGUCACAGCUACCACCCGAGGACGUCUCUUCUGCUCUUUUCUUUUGAACACCAGAGCUUUUCUUUCACCGCUGCGGCAUCACCACAGUUUAGGAUUUUAGAGAACAGGUGUUACUGCAAACCUCAGCAGCUAAAGCACGAGCAGAGCUGUUGGUGCCACCGUUUCAGCUUUUAUUGCUGCAUCUCCAUCCUAUCCCUGUAUCCUGUCUCAGUCCAAAAGGUGGAAUUCUUUUGGACAUCAUCCCUCAUGACAAGUCCUCCUUUCCCUCUGUUUGUUAAGAGCAGGUUUAGGUAGAAGGUUUAGGUUGUGAAUGGACAGUAGAGAUGUAUUUAGUCAGCAUGUGUGUGAUUAUUGUCUGCUUCAUUCCAUGCUGGGGCUUCACACUGUGAUCGUUGUUGCUGUUAAUUUUGCUCAGGCACGUGUUUAUCCCAAUAAAAUGUCACAACAGCA
Acanthochromis polyacanthus (spiny chromis) is the source of this 2011-nucleotide messenger RNA. RefSeq names its product regulator of G protein signaling 11 (gene rgs11). Gene Ontology annotation, biological process: G protein-coupled receptor signaling pathway; regulation of G protein-coupled receptor signaling pathway; intracellular signal transduction. NCBI's taxonomy places the organism in Eukaryota, Metazoa, Chordata, Actinopteri, Pomacentridae. The transcript has 17 exons. The record is from RefSeq and is a predicted model, not a curated record. The coding region runs from base 95 to 1504 and encodes 469 amino acids.